UAUCACUUACCUCUUCAAAGUUCUCUUUAUUUUCACUAACAAUAAAGUAAAAACUUUAGUAAUUAAUAUUAACUGUACACAGCCGCGAAUUUUGUGAUAAUUAAAUCAUGUCGGAUGGGCCAGAUACACCGCCCUUCAGUACAGUAGACAUCAAUAGUGAAAAUAUUGAAGAUGAAGACUUAUUUGCAUCUGCGGUCCAGGAAGUCAGUCUGGAUCCGGAGGUUAAUGGAGCUCGAGAGGGUUUGGAGAAAACAACCAUAGGAGACCCACCAUCAAUCACUGCUACUCUCAGCAGCCCUAUAAUGGAAGAGAUAGCUACAGAGCGAGCAAACAAUAUAUUAAUAACAGUUACAGAACCACAAAAAAUCGGAGAGGGCAUGAGCUCGUAUGUUGCGUAUCGCGUGCUUACUAAAACUAAUAUGCCAAUAUUCAGCAAACACGAGUUCACUGUGCUAAGACGUUUCAGUGACUUCUUGGGCCUGCAUGAAAAACUCACUGAGAAAUAUCUACGUUCCGGGAGAAUUAUACCGCCGGCACCUGAAAAAAGUAUUGUAGGUACAACCAAGUUAAAAAUGACUUCAACCCCUUCAACUGAGAGUGCAAACGGGAGCAACUCCGCGGCGAGCGUUCAAUCGCAGUUCGUAGAACGGCGUAGGGCGGCGCUAGAGCGAUUCCUCAACCGCGUCGCACAACACCCGGUGCUUUGCAUCGAUCCUGACUUCAGGGAGUUCUUAGAAUCCGAUACAGAAUUACCGAAAGCAACAAGUACGUCGGCACUAAGCGGUGCUGGCGUGCUGCGUCUAUUUAAUAAAGUGGGCGAGACUGUUAAUAAAAUCACGUACAGAAUGGAUGAGUCUGAUCCCUGGUUCGAGGAGCGCGUUGGUCGCGUGGAGGCGCUGGAGGCGUGCCUGCGGCGGCUGCACGGCGCCGGCGACGCGCUCGCGGCCGAGCGGCGGGAGCUGGCCGCCCGCGCACACGACGCCGCGCGCGCCGCCGCCGCGCUCUCCGGCGCCGACCCCCACGCGCCGCUCUCACGCGCGCUCUCGCACACCGCCGACCUGCACGAGAAGGUACGCUCACUGUCCCCGCGCCCCGCGCCCCGCGCCCCGCCCGCCGCCCGCGCACACGACGCCGCGCGCGCCGCCGCCGCGCUCUCCGGCGCCGACCCCCACGCGCCGCUCUCACGCGCGCUCUCGCACACCGCCGACCUGCACGAGAAGAUAGAACAAUUGAGAGUCGAGCAAUCCAACACUGACUUCUAUGUCCUGACGGAACACAUUAAAGAUUAUCUCGGCCUUAUUGGUUCCAUCAAGGAUGUCUUCCAUGAAAGAGUCAAGGUGUUCCAAAACUGGCAACACGCUCAGAUGCAACUUACGAAGCGGAGGGAAAACAAAGCUAAAGCUGAACUAGCCAACCGCCCCGAAAAGAUUGAACAGGCGUCCAAUGAGAUUAUUGAGUGGGAAGCGAAAGUGGAACGCGGUCAGCAAGAAUUUGACACAAUAUCCCGCGUUAUCAAGAAGGAACUGGAGCGGUGGGACGAGGUGCGGCUCACAGAACUGAGAGCCACCGUGCUGCGGUACUUGGAGGAGCAUAUGAAGCACCAGGCUCAGUCAAUGCGCUACUGGGAUGCGUUCUUGCCAGAAGCAAAAGCGAUCAAAUGAGUCGGGGAAUGACGGCGGCGCGCUUCGCCCUAAUCGCACCGACCGAACGACGUGGCACUCAAACUAUAACAUCGCUCUUAAUAUCCUACCAUAAGGUUUAUUCUCCAUUAAUCCAUCCAGGUUAUCUAAACGCAAACAAUUUUCAUUACUUACCAACCCUUUAUUGUCGAUCUUAUCUCAAUAUAUAUAUAGACGAAUCUUUGUUAAUAGUAGCUACAGUUAAAAAUAAUGGGGCAACAUCGUGUUCAAUAUGCUCUUUCAUGUAUUUUAAUAGUUAUCAUACAUUUUUUGUUGUGGAAUGUGGAUGAAUUAUAGUAAAAAUAUUUGCCUAUAAAAGGAACCCUCAAGGAGGGAAAUCGAAACGUACAGUCAGUUAUUACGCUAUCAUAUACAUAUGAUCAUAUUUAGAACAAUUUAUUAAGAUAGUUUUAAUAAAGCAACAAGUUUUAAGAUAUUUUUUGUAUGAAUAAUAUUAGUAAACAGAGAAUUUAAAUUUUCUUUUCUCCCAAAUACUUAAUAUUUGUAUUGACUAAUAACCCUAAUGAUUGGUUAACACAGCAAUUACCUUUUUAUUCUUUUUUUUUAUGUUUCAGUCAGAAUAUCCUUUAUAAUGUGAAUUAAAUUAACUAUGAUCUUAUACAUAUGAUAUAUAUAUCUAGGAAGAUAGGACUUCAAGUGAAAGAAGUAUUAUCACUACUGUGGUAAUAAAUGAUGAUGAUGAUGAUGGUGAUCUAUCUCAGACUGCCAAAAUGUAUGUAAUGAACUAAAAAUGUGAAUGGAAAAUAUCUACAAAUAAGCUUAUCAAUUAAUUACACACACAUUGGAUCAGGUUAAAAAGAAGUCGAUUGAAAGAUAUAUUAUUGAAAAAAUUUAGAAAAAUAUACGAUUUUGGUUUCGGAAUAUAAUAUUGAUAAUGUACAUUUUUAAACUUUUAUUAUAUUUUAAAACGUAUUUAUUAAUUUUCUAUUUUAAUUCAUUAAUUUCUCCUUGACUAUAAAAAAAAAGUUAUUGAGGUAAUUUCCAUUCGCAUAUUAUUGGAAUUUGAAUCUUAAGGUGUUUAGAUAAUGAAUAUUGAAAAUAUGUUCUGGGGGCUAAGUAAUUAAAAUUAAAAUAUAUAUAUGCCCUGUCCCACAAUAUAAUAAUAUUGUAAAAAAUUGCAUAUUAGAUAGGUAAAAUGUAAUAAUGUGUAUAUUCGUCAUAAAUAUUAUCUAGAUGUAAAAAAAAUAUUUUUAUUAGAUACCGUUCAAGUAUGUUGAUGUUUUUUCUUUUUUUUUUUAUAUAUCUAUUUGUUAAUAAAGUAAGAUACAAAGAAAAAAAUAUUAAGUUGCAUGUAUUUUUUUACUUUUUUAAUAGCCUCCGUUGAGAGUAAUCUACGGUGACCAUAAAUAUGUGAGGUUUUGUUCAAUUGUCUAAAUGAAUAACAACGUAGAUCUCAAAAAAAACCGCGCUAUUUACUAAAAAUAAAUAUUACAAUAUUUUAUUAGGGCCCAUCUAUAAUUUUCAUCACAAGUUGAGGGUGAGGGGAUCGAGAAAUGUGACACGCGUCUUAAAUUUCGUUCAUUUCAUAAUCUAAUAUAUUUAGUGUUAACACUUCCGGUUUCUGAAUAAAUAAUGUGGCACAACAUGGUGUCUUAUGAAUAGUGAAUCAAUCAAAAAUUUAUUUUACGAGCAAACAUGACAUUUUAUGAGCAAACCGCGAGCGGUCGGACGUGUGUG
Achroia grisella is the source of this 3377-nucleotide messenger RNA. RefSeq names its product sorting nexin-2-like (gene Snx1). The record is from RefSeq and is a predicted model, not a curated record. Lineage: Eukaryota; Metazoa; Arthropoda; Insecta; Lepidoptera; Pyralidae. Gene Ontology annotation, biological process: early endosome to Golgi transport. Gene Ontology annotation, molecular function: phosphatidylinositol binding. Gene Ontology annotation, cellular component: endosome; endosome membrane.